Lipotes vexillifer (Yangtze River dolphin) is the source of this 1083-nucleotide messenger RNA. It is a transcript of the gene ZMYND19, whose product is annotated as zinc finger MYND-type containing 19. NCBI's taxonomy places the organism in Eukaryota, Metazoa, Chordata, Mammalia, Artiodactyla, Lipotidae. The transcript has 10 exons. Bases 1 to 1083 code for a protein of 360 amino acids. Gene Ontology annotation, cellular component: synapse; cytoplasm; membrane. The record is from RefSeq and is a predicted model, not a curated record.
AUGGGGCCGCGAACUGUGGCCCCUGGGCUCCGGGUCCCUGUCCCCACUCCGGCCUCCUGCCCGCUGUCCGAGGAAGGGGGACGGUUUACCGGCAGCCGCAGCCAGUCCCGCAGGGACCCCGACCUGCAGAGCCCGGAAGGCCCGGGGCGCGGAGCCAGGCCGCCCUCCUUGAAGGGCGGGGGCCGGGUCGGGGUCGCGGGGGCGAGGGCGGAGGCCGGGUCGGUGUCGGGCUCCUCAGCGCGCCGGCGCACUCGCCCUCCUGCCAUUGGCUGCGUCGUGGCGGCGCGCGCCGGCCGGCGCACUGCGCGCCCCACCAUUGGCCGGGCGGCGGCGCGCGGGGGGGGCUGUGGCUGCGCCUGCGGCCGCGGGGAGCGCAGGCCCUUCCGAGGCGGCGCGCUCGCUCCUCGCCGAGAGCUGCGUGUGCGCGCCGCCUGUGCCUGCCGGUCCGUAACCAAGUACACACUGAUAGAUGAGCAGGACAUCCCGCUGGUGGAGGGCUACUCCUUUGAGGCCCGGAUGGAAGUAGACGCAGAUGGAAAUGGUGCUAAGAUAUUUGCAUACGCCUUUGACAAGAACCGAGGAAGGGGGUCAGGAAGGCUCCUUCAUGAGCUGCUGUGGGAGCGGCACAGGGGGGGCAUCGCCCCUGGGUUUCAGGUGGUGCAUCUCAACGCUGUCACUGUGGACAAUCGCCUGGACAACCUGCAGCUGGUGCCAUGGGGCUGGCGGCCCAGAGCUGAGGAGACCUCCAGCAAGCAGAGGGAGCAAAGCUUAUACUGGCUGGCGAUUCAGCAGCUGCCCACGGACCCCAUAGAGGAGCAGUUCCCCGUCCUGAACGUGACCCGGUACUACAACGCCAACGGGGACGUGGUGGAGGAGGAGGAGACGUCCUGCACCUACUACGAGUGCCAUUACCCGCCCUGCACCAUGAUGGAGAAGCAGCUCCGGGAGUUCAACAUCUGCGGGCGCUGCCAGGUGGCACGCUACUGCGGCUCCCAGUGCCAGCAGAAGGACUGGCCGGCCCACAAGAAGCACUGUCGGGAGAAGAGGCGCCCCUUCCAGCAUGAGCUUGAGCCGGAGCGAUGA